This is a messenger RNA of Paramuricea clavata, 21270 nucleotides long. NCBI's taxonomy places the organism in Eukaryota, Metazoa, Cnidaria, Anthozoa, Malacalcyonacea, Plexauridae. The record is from the annotation of a GenBank genome assembly.
GCUUUUAUUAGCCUUGUUCCGUUGACUACUGGUGUAGCCCAGAGCUUCGAACCAUUGGAUACAGUAUCAUCAUCUCAACCUGAAGAGCCUUUAAUCAGUGUCAUCAAUAGUCAAACAUCGCCAUCCGAAUCUGAAAAGGCUUUUAUUAGCCUUGUUCCGUUGACUACUGGUGUAGCCCAGAGCUUCGAACCAUUGGAUACAGUAUCAUCAUCUCAACCUGAAGAGCCUUUAAUCAGUGUCAUCAAUAGUCAAACAUCGCCAUCCGAAUCUGAAAAGGCUUUUAUUAGCCUUGUUCCGUUGACUACUGGUGUAGCCCAGAGCUUCGAACCAUUGGAUACAGUAUCAUCAUCUCAACCUGAAGAGCCUUUAAUCAGUGUCAUCAAUAGUCAAACAUCGCCAUCCGAAUCUGAAAAGGCUUUUAUUAGCCUUGUUCCGUUGACUACUGGUGUAGCCCAGAGCUUCGAACCAUUGGAUACAGUAUCAUCAUCUCAACCUGAAGAGCCUUUAAUCAGUGUCAUCAAUAGUCAAACAUCGCCAUCCGAAUCUGAAAAGGCUUUUAUUAGCCUUGUUCCGUUGACUACUGGUGUAGCCCAGAGCUUCGAACCAUUGGAUACAGUAUCAUCAUCUCAACCUGAAGAGCCUUUAAUCAGUGUCAUCAAUAGUCAAACAUCGCCAUCCGAAUCUGAAAAGGCUUUUAUUAGCCUUGUUCCGUUGACUACUGGUGUAGCCCAGAGCUUCGAACCAUUGGAUACAGUAUCAUCAUCUCAGCCUGAGGAGCCUUUAAUCAGUAUAACAAACAGCGAAACAUCGCCAUCCGAAUCUGAAAAAGCUCAACCUGAGGAGCCUUUAAUUAGUGCAAUAAACAGCCAGACAUCGCCAUCCGAAUCUGAAAAAGCUUUUAUUAGCCUUGUUCCUGUCACUGGUGUGUUGGGGAGUUCCGAACCAUUGGAUACAGUAUCAUCAUCUCAACCCGAGGAACCUUUAAUCAGUGUUACCAGUAGUCAAACAUCGCCAUCCGAAUCUGAAAAAGCUCAACCUGAGGAGCCUUUAAUCAGUGCAGGAAACAGCCUAACAUCGCCAUCCGAAUCGGAGUUUGAUUUAUUCAGUCUUGAUACGUCGAGUAGUGUCUCCCGGAAGUGCGAUCCAUUGGCUACGUCAUCGCCAAUACUAACAGAAACAACAUUAUCUCAACCUGAGGAACCUUUAAUCAGGGCUAUCAACAGUCUAACAUCGCCAUCCGAAUCUGAAAAAGCUCUUCUCAGUUUUGUUCCUUUAAGUGGACCAACAGAGAGUUCCGGGACAUUGCCUACGUCAUCGUCAAUACUAGAAGAAAUAACAUUAUCUCAACCUGAGGAGUAUUUAAUCAGUCUUUUCGAUAGCCAAACAUCGCCAUCCGAAUCUGAAAAAGCUCCUUCGAGUGUUGUGUCUCAGAGUAGCAAGGCUACACCAUCGCCAGCACUAAUUGAAACAACAUCUCAACCUCUAAUCAGUGUUAGCAAAACAUCGCCAUUCGAUUCUCAGAAAGCUCUUACUCUUGAUUCGCUAAGCGGUCCAACGUUGGAUCAACCGUUGGUUACAUUAUUACCAACACCGUCGUCGUCCUCAUCUCCACCCGAGGAGCCUUUAAUAAGUGGUGUUGGCAACGAACCAUCGCCAUCCGAAACCGAAUUUGAUCGUGUCAGUCUUGGAGACAAGCCAUCAACAACAAGCUUUGACGAUAACAUGUGGAACAAUCAAUUUUCCACCGGGUUCCCAGGCUCUUCCCACGAGUUUUUUGACAGUUUUGGGUUAGUGGAUUCUAACACUCGGCCACCCCAAAGUCGUGGAAACCACACAACACCGUGCCAGACGUCGCAUGCGUCCAAUAGCCCAGCACAGUUUUUUGAACAAAACUUCGAGGCGAAGCCACCACCCUUCCAAGCCUCAGCACAAGCUUCGAGCACCGUAGCUAAACUAUUUCAGCCCACAGACGCCCACAGUUUCGUGGCGUCAAAAUCUCGGCCUGAACAAGUCGGAAAUCACGAGGAGAACCCAACACCCGUGCAGGCUCCGACACAAGCGCCGAUGACAACAAAUCCAACUAAUCAAGCUUCAUUACAAGCUUUGAACACAUCAGCACAUACACAGACUGGUAUGAACAACAGUCUUCUUCAGCUGCCGAAUUCAGGCACUGGUGCUGAACACCUCGAAAAUAUCGAGGAAUACCGUCCAACGUCCAACCAAGUUCUACCGCAAGUCUUGAACACACCAACAUCAUUUCAAUCUGCGGAACAACUCCAAAAUUAUGAGGGACACCAAUCAUCAUUUCCACCACAAACGUUGAAUACAACAGCUACACUGUUCCAGCCAUUUCAAUCUGGCGACCAGUCUUUUCCUCCUCAGACUGCUAUCGACCCGUUUGACGCAAUGAAGAUGACCCCAUCCAACGCUGGCGGAACCGCUCAGCUUUUCGCUGAUCGCCAGCAUAAUGACCUCUUUGACAGCUUUAACGUUGGCGGCACCCAGAAUUUUGGUAUGCCUCCCACUACAGAUCCAGGAUAUGGAAUUCCUGCAUUCUCAUCUAACAGUCAUAUACAGAAACAGCAUUCUGUUGAACAGUUAGAAGCAUUCAGUGGGACGACCAAUGGACAGACAUGGCCGUUGGACCAGAUUGGACAGUCUGGUCCCCAAUUUAAUAAUGGACACGGCCACGUACAAGCCAAUGUACAUGAUCAGAGUGUACAUGGCAACUAUGGCAACGACUAUCCGUUUGGAGACGCUGCCGCGUCUUAUCCACACAAUACUGGUAGUUAUUCAUCAACUUCUACACAAGAUGUUGUUAAUGCCACCAACCAGCCUACUGGUGAAACCUUGCCAGCUGACGUACCUGCUGGCCUGGACGUCGUCAAGACGACCGAUCCACCUGCUGCUCAACAACCAGCAGCUUUUGAAACUGUUGAACCAGUCGGCAAUUCAGAUGUGGCUCAUGCCACAUUCCAACCUCCAACGUCGGGCCUUUACCCGCCCACAAUGGUAAACGGGUUCCAGGAUCCCAAGCUCCAGAAUAUGACAUCUAGCUUGUAUCCACCUGGCUUAAUAUCAAGCCAACCAGUCAGUCAGACGAAAUCCCUUUACCCGCCGGGGAUGGAUCUUGGAGAGUCAAGUCCAAUUUUUCCUUCCAAUAUCAAGAAGGAUCUUUAUCCAUCUUCACAAGUGGUGACCACCAGCCACCAUGGUACAGGGGAACUGUUUACCCCUGACCCUAACCUUCUACCACCUAUGAACCCUGGGUUUGUAGGUGGUGACAAUUCAGCAGAGAGUGAACUUGCUUCGUCUUCACAAGCUGCGCUUAUAGUUGCAAGCCCUGGAGUACAACCUACAACGAAGGACUUUGUUGAUAACCAUUCUGGGGCACAGAAUUCCAUCGCUACAUCAUUACAGUCUGAGCGAAUGGCUGUUAGUCCUGAAGUUCCUGGCUCUAGGCAUUUUACAAGUGACCCAGAAAGCGAUCAGAAUAGGUUGGUGUAUUCCUCAUUGCAAGGACCCCCAAACGCGACCGACUCUGGACUUCUUAUGAAGAACUUGGAAGAUAACCAGAUUGCGAGCAAUACACCUUCUCGAUCUGAGCCUGUGUCAGCCUAUGGUCAGCGUAUUGAUUACGAAGCACAGUCUGCCCAUGAGCCAUUGAGCCAGCAAAUGUCGCCAUUCCCACCUGUUGCAGAGCCAGUCGUGAGUGAAAAGUCAACAACUCUUCUCAACCCAAGCGGCAUAGCUCCUCUUGAUGGUGGUAUUCCAUCGAACUACCAACAACCUACACCAUUGCAACAUGUUCCUGAACCAGUUGUGAGUUUAGGCGAGGCAGUUUAUGCUGAACCUGGCAUACCUCAUUUGGACGCCAUGAUGACACAUGGUGGUACUCUACCAUCGAUCAAUCAGCAGGUCUCACCAUCCCAAACUGUUGCCGAGCCAAUUGUUAUGCCAGGACCCACCAAGGCAGUUCACGCUGAAACUGGUACACCUCAUCUGGAUACUAGUACCAUGGUAGCACAUGAUGGUACUUUACCACCAUCGCAAGCUCCACCAAUUGGCGCCCAAGGUGAGAACCUUUCCCGUUCAAGUAGUGUUGAACCAACUACAUACCAUCUGGACACGAACACCACGUCUCCUCGUGAUGCUAGACCUCUUGAUGACAAACUAUCAUCAAAGAACCAGCACGUUUUGCCGUUUGGUAACCAACAUGAAGGUACUGCAGCCACCAUGUUUUCGUCUGUCGGCGUUGUACCUUAUAGUAGUACAUCAUUGCCACCCAGUAAUGUGAUCCUUGAAAACCAGGGUGAAUUACAAGGUAGUCCUCUGGAAACUGAUGCUAAUCUACAUCCAUCGGCAUUCAUUCCAGUGAAGGCGAACUCGCCACGGCAUUACGAAGAAAGAGCAAACCUAGAGUCACCACUUCGAUCUCCAGUAGAGCGGGAGAAGAAAGAAACGCUACUGCAUGGACCAAGCAUCCAGACAUCUUCGCUUUGGGAUAGUGAACCCCAAUUGGCAAUUCUGGGCCUUAUUGUACCAACGGCAACCAGAGGUAACCACGAGAUUGGUCAGAGUGCUUCCAAGUUACAACUACAAGCUACUGUACCAGCACAAGGUUCAAAUGUUCCUCCGAUCGAGCAGACUGGUGAAAAGUCUCGGAUUGUAACAUCUAAUGUGGUAAAACCGAUCUCGGGUAUUCCUGGUUUCACACAGACCAUAUACCCGUUCACCGCUACUCCUCCAAACUCAUCUAACCAACUCACCAGUACUGGUCAUCAAAUUCCACCUGCUCAGCCUGGAGCUUACCGAGCCAUAACAUCUAACCAACGACUACAUUCGACAACUUCACCCGAAGGUGAAGCAUCUGCUCAUGGUUCUACCUCGAGUCUAAGUCGCCAAAGUUUGCUUGGUAUUUCUACUCAAGAUCAAGUUACUGGCAAGGCUGCUCAUGGCGUUGGUGAUAAAUUAUCUGGUCUCAACCGUGAGAAAAACCAAGGGUAAGUAGCUAGGUGUUUGGCUGUUUUAAACUCGAUUUCCAGUUUGGGCCCGUUUUUAGUCCCUUUAUAGAUUAUUUAGUGAUAUGACUCAUGUUACAUGCUAUUCAUUGCUGAAAUAAUUUUUACUUGAACUAACCAUAACAAACUGUCACAAUAAUAUACUAAUGCAAUUGUACAGUUAUUCAUAAUCAUUAUAACUAAAACACUAACACAAUAAUUACGGUACUAAUCUAACACAAUAAUUACGGUACUAAUAAAAUUAUAAAUGAAGGCAGUGAUAGAAAGCUGAUAGCGUAGAACAAUAUAAUCUAGAUUUCUGUAUUGUUCUUUAUCAGAUCUGUAUAAUUUCAAAGCGCGACUAACCCCAAACAUGACUUUUUUUGUACGUGCAGUAAUUGGGUCAUUCUGAGAAGAAAUGUAACAUGUCUUUAUAAUACAAGAUCUCGUCUUCAUUACCUUGAAACUGUCAAAGUGUCCAGAUAUGUCAUUGGAUGGAUUGCAAAGUAGUUUUUUGUUGUGUUUGUUUUUCGCUCCAAAAAUUCAUCAAAUGAUAGAAAUUUAUUUUAUGAAACUAACAAUCUCGUUGACAUUAUAAAAAAAUUUCAAAUUUCUAUAUUUUGAUUUUUAAACUUUUUGUGCUUUUUGUUUUGGUCAUUUCAUGUUUAACUUCCUCGCUCGGAUUAUUAAAAGCAUACGCAAAUUUGUUUACUUUUUCGAUUCGCUGUAAGGAACCGUACACAGCGUCCAUCCAGCAUCGUCCCACAUCAUUUCUGGGCAAAUUAGCAAAAGUUUUGCACAUUUUUUCGACUUUUGUAUUUGUUUUUAAAAACAUUGUUUUCACAAUGAUGUUGUUCGAGGAUCAAAGUUUUCUCAAUCAUAAGUUUUUUGACGUUUUCGUGUUGUUUUUACAUAAAAUUUUGGUUGAACAUGUAUGUGGAUAUGGGCGAAAAGAGUUUCCUACCUUCCUAAUGAUACACUGGUGUAAGUCUGCAUUUACAAAACAGUAUUGACCCUGACACUGAAAAAGUUGAUCAAGAUGAGGUUUUUCCCAUAAAGAUAUAUUAAAUUUCUUCUUAGAAUGAACCAAAUAUUACACAUACCAAAAAUCGGUUUAAAUGUUUAGAUUUUGUAGACGUUCCCUGUUUCACUUCCUUUCACUAUCGUCAUUGUUUACUUGUUUAUUUAUGUAUUGUUUUCUUUUCUAUUUGUUUAAUCAAAAUGGAGCUCUCCUUAAAAAAAAGAGCAUUGACGGAACUUUUACUUUUCUAAGUUUUGUAGAAAAUUGUGAGAAAAUAAAUUGUCGAUUGCGCGCGCUUAUAAUAAAAUUUUUGACUCGCAGUAUCAACUGAUAACAUUGAGCAAAUUGCCCUUCGAAAUACUGAAGUAAAAUAGUAAACAGUUACAAGAUUAAACGCAAUAAAUGUUAAUGAUACGUAAAUAUUAAACGGUUGUGCUAACAUAUUAAAUAUUGUAUAGACAAACAGCAUGUAGUACUAUUUAAAACACGAGCAGGAGCUAGUGCUUUAUCAAAAUAAAAACACGGGGCGACAGUCGAGUAUCUUAUAUCAGAUAUAAAGCACGAACUGCGAGUGUUUAAAAUGGCUUAAAAAACAACCCAUGUCAUGAGUUUAUUGGCGAAGUAAUUUUAAAAAUAAAAUAAAAUAAAAUUUAAAAAAAAAUCAAAUCUUGUCUAAGCCGAGACUAUCAAAGCUAAAGUUUAUGUAAAUUGACAUUAUUUUUUAUCACAUAAACCACUAGUGAAUUUAUCCUUUUAAUAAGAUUUAAAAUACUCAUUAAUAAUUCAUAAACUUUGUGGCAAAUCAUGUCAGCCAUAAUAUGUCACGUGGAGUGACUUUAUAUCUGAUAAAACACAUGUGGCAUUAUAUAAUUGUUCAUCCUAAUUAACAUGAUUAUAUAAUGGUUCAUCCUAAUUAGUAUUCUUUUGUAGUCGUAUUUUAAGCUAUUCAAAACACUCGUUGUCGUGUUUUAUCAGAUAAAAAACGCUCGGCUGCGCCUCGCGUUUUAUAUCUGAUAAAACACUCCUACUCGUGUUUAAAAUAGUACAUAAAAUACAUAUAGCCUUGUCAACUACAAUUUAACACUGGAUGACUAUUUCAAACAUUCUUGAAACUUUACUCGGGCAUUUAAUAAUUACUGUCGGUCAAUAUCAUUCUAACACCUUGUAUUUUCUUUCCCAGGCCAAAUACCAACCAAGCGCCAUCAGUCUACGACAGACCUUCCUCAGGUCGGGCAAGUGACCACCGCCAUCAGCAGUCUGCCCCUGCUACAGGGACCGAAACCGGGCUCCCCCAGCACACCUCCAUGUAUCCUGACGCCAGCCGUUCUGCAGCGCAUACCGGGUUGCCGCAGAACGAGCAAGCUCGGGUACAGGAAGGACGUGGUGGGCGAGUGGUCCCUGGGUAUGGUGGCUUCGAUGGUCAUGUUGACCAUCCUGCUGGUACCAGUGGUGGUCAUGGUUCUGGCCAGAGUGAGGUCAUCGUGACUCAACAUGGUACUGACCAGAAAGUGGUGACUCAACGUGGGUAUGGUGGUCAGGGUUCUGACCAGAGUGAAGGGAUGGUGGCUCAUCCUGGUCCCGCUAGUGAUCUACAACAGCAACAGCAGUUGCAAUACCAGCAGCAGCAACAACAACAGUUGCAGUACCAACAGCAGCUGUACUUGCAUCAACAGCAACUGUUGCAGCAACAGCAACAACAGCUUGGUCAACAUCACAUGGGACACCAACAGAAGUCGGAACACGAUCAGUAUAUGCACCAACAACAACAGUUGUUACAGCAACGGCAACUACAACAGCAGUUGUAUGAGCAACAACAACAGCAACAACAACAGCAACAACAACAGCAACAACAACAGCAACAACAACAGCAACAACAACAGCAACAACAACAUCAGCAACUACAGAGGUAUGUCAGAAUUCGAACUACUAAAAGUUACCAGUGAGGGAUACUUCGGUAAAUAUUGGGGAGUGAAUUAAGUUACCAACAUAUCACCACCCUUCAUAGCUUGAAAUCUUAGUUCUUUAAACUUUUUUUGCCCUUAAAUUUCAUGUAACAUAUAGCUUAGUUUUUAGUCUACCUGUACUUUGAUGGUUGAAAAAUUAUUGUUACAACUUUGUUUCGAAGUUAUUAAGCCAUCAUUCAAAGACUUUCAGAAAUUAUGGGGGGAGUUGCUCUAUGCAUAGUGGAGGUUACUUAUUUUUCCAUUUUAAACUAAAAAUUAAAAUUAAGUCAUUCACACGUAUGUCAAAACGCCAUAUUUGGUCACUCGAUAUGACAAUUUCACAGUUGGCUGUCAGCCGAUCAGAAACCAUGAUUGUUUUUAAAUAAAUACUAAAUAACUGUGUCGGAUAUUAUAUCUGUCUGCCUAGAUUGUCAUAGAAGUAACUAAUUUCGAAUUCUGUCACUCCAGGCAAACUAGUGGGGAAUACCAACAGCAAGUGAACAGCAAUGGUAACCAGCAUUAUGCCUCAACUCAGUACCAGACUCCAGCUGAUACUGAACAGCAGCAAUAUGAAGAUUUUGAUUCUGAGGAAGAAUGCAAUCGAUAUUAUGACGAAAGCCGCAAAUGGUUUUGGUCUCACAAAAGGAACAAAUGGAUUCGUGCUGAUAAGUAAGUUUUUAUGUUCCUUAUAGGUUUUGCAUGGCGGAGAUUAUCAUCGACUUGUGUUUGGUAGAAAUUACACCUGGGUUUUUUGAGACCACGUUACCCGGGGACUUGCAAGUACUAUUGACAACAUGAACGGCUGUGUUGUAUCGGACAUAUACAAACUCGAGCCGAAAUAAAUGGCUUGUGAAACGUCUUUAUGAGAACAUUCGUAUUCUUCAACAAUUUAAAAUGUAUGAUACUUGAUGAGAAAAUUGAAGUUAAAGUUCAUGGCAAGUAUAUGCUUUCUGGCAGCAAAAUUCAAAAAGAAAAAUUUCCUAUGAAAGUCAAAUAUAAAACCUCCACAUGUAGAUUUCAGAGAACGUAUAGUGCUGCAACAUUGUGAUAAACGUCAAUCUCGGCAUAAAGCCGGUUACAGACGAGCAAGUUUUCUAUGACAAGUUUUUAUGUGACAAGUUUUAUUUGCCAAGUGCACAUGUGUAUAUAUGCAACAAAUUUUAUAUGACAAGUUUUUAUAUGACAAGUUUUUAUGUGACAAGUUUUAUUUGCCAAGUGCACGUGUGUAUAUGCAACAAAUUUUCAUAUGACAAGUUUUUAUAUGACAAGUUUAUUUACUGGUGUGAACGUGUCAACAAGUUUACUUAGUUGACAAUUUAUUAGUAGUCUUUGUUGACCCAUACAGACGAACAAGAUUUGUACUUUGACAAUUUUUUCUAUGACAAGUGCACUUGUUCAAAAGCUAGCAUGCUAUAGCUUUUGAACAAGUGCACUUGUCAUAGAAAAAAUUGUCAAAGUUGCGCGUACAGACGAGCAAAUAAAACGUGUCACAUAAAAACUUGUCAUAGAAAACUUGCUGGUCUGUAGCCGGCUUAAGACGAUCUUGACUUGCAAAACACAUUUCUAAACAAUAAGUAAAUUAUCUGGCAUUACGACAACGACACCUUGUAUAAUUCUCGAUAAUUUUUCACAAAAUCACUUCAUCAAAAAAUACUAUUCCAUUUCAGGAGCAAGCGCGAACAGGACCAAUACUACGAUGAACGGUAUUACCGCUCGGGAUCUGCUCGGAGCCGAUACGACGACGAAGAUCACGGGAAGCGACGUGAUCGAAGACGUGACAGCCGUCACGGACGAGGACGGUCCGAGUAUGACGAGCAUUACGGGACGUAUUACGACAGGUACUACUACGACCGCGAGUACCACCGUGGAGAAUCGGUCUCGAGCGAAUCCAGCGACGAUAGUCAACGGCGCGUUACCCGCUCUGGGCGUUCUUCUCGUGCCGAGUCCCCUCGUUCCGUGUCCUCCCGAAGCAGCUCGCGGGCUCGACGCAGCGGCGGACGCCAAUCGAAACAUCGCGAGUAUGAGUACGAAGAUGGGUAAGCUUCUGAAACCUUUGUGGUUACGUAUAAAACAAAUAAACCUGAAUCUGUUAAACCAAGGCUGCUCUUUCUUUAACACUUCAAACAUUGCACAAAACUCGAAUUUAAGGCGUUGUAUUCAAACAAGUACUUGUUGAUUUCACAUCUAUAAAUGUUUAGCUCACUUUAAUUUCUUCCAAAAAAUCAUGUGUCUAUGUUUUUAUUUUCGUUCUUUCGGCAUUAUUUUAAAAAAAUAUUUAACUAGUUUAAAUGUUAAAAAUUGAUUUGCUAACCUGUAAACAAUUGCUGGGAGUAUUUUUAUUCUGUUUUUAACUUUUUAUUCUUCUCUUAAUGCUAUUAAAAGCGAAUAACUUGCUGUUUCCUGGUUUAGAAAACUUCUGUAAUUUUUGAGCUACCAUCUUGUUUUCUCUACCAACAGGAUACGAGCUAAUACCCUGCUAGUAGAGAGCCAAUCAGAUUAUAGAAUAGCUCAUAUCCGGUAGUUGUCUACAUAUAAUCUCGAUCUUUCUUGCACAGGUAUCGUAAAGAUGAGGACUAUUACCACCGCAGUCAUCAAUCAUCGCGCAACUCGCGAAGACUGAGCUCAGGAAGUUACAGUUCAACAACCUCCAACUCUCUUGGUGACAAUAUCAAGUGGGAUGAUGAGCCGAAACAACAACAGGGUGCUCAGGUUACCACUGAAUAUCCCGUCGAAAGAGGUAUGUGUUUAACUUAAUUUAACUUAAUUUUAAAACUUUUUCCACUUUGAACGCCACCUUCACCAAACUUUCAGGCCAAAUAGUGGUGAUAAUCAGGGAAUAAGAUUUUAGUAUCAUUUUCCCCAGGUAAUUCCAGUUUUUUCGAACAGACCGUAUUGAAGUUAUCUCUUCAUAAAACCAUGGUGUUAUUCUUUCAGUCGAUGUCAAAAUACGAAAUUUCAGCACACUCCUUGCCAACUUCGUGCUAACCGCGUACACAAAAACAAUAGGAUGGGACUGGAACUGAUGUCCAAUAGCUUAUAGCUCUUCGAGUUCCGCCAUCUUGCUUCACUUUAUGGACUUGAGUUCUCGAUCCAGAUAUAUAUAGAGAGGUCACUGGUCUAGCCUAGCAUUCUUAUCACCAGCCAAUAUCUUCUUCAUCAACCAUUCUUUGCAUUUUUACUAUAAGGUUCAUAUAGUUUAUUUGCAUUCAUGUUUUUCUUUUGUUGUAGUUGUAACUCCAGAGCGACUGACGCCUAAACAGCACAGCGUCCCACAUAUCGUGGGUAAAUUCGCCUCCGUCUCUCGCCUGAGCUUGGCACCGCCUAGACGUGUCCUGGAUGGUGAAACCGCUGAAGUUUUCGUAACUGAUGUUACGGUAAUUACACACUUCUGGAAUUUUUGUCAGACUUCUUUUUGAAUAAUCUGGACCAAUAAGUGGGCGACUGUUAUACUGGACGUCUAGGGAGAAGAGUUUAGAACUAAUAGAGCUAUAGACUCGGUUCCAAAAUAUCACAUUCUCGAACCGACCUGACCGCGUAGCUCAGUUGGCAGAGCAUUGGGCUAGUAUUCCAAAGGUCGUAGGUUCGAUUCCCACCGUGGCCAAGCAUAUUUUUCAAGCUUACCCGGUGUGGAUAUACACUCAGGAGUAACAUCACAAGCAUCAUAUUCACCUGAGACCUGAGCACAUUACACCAACACAGAAAAAAUCAAAGUUACCUAAGUUUAGGUUUUCUUCCUGUAGUAGCAAGAAUGAUAGAGAUAAGUACUGGUAGAGGGUUUAGAACUGGUGGAGCUGUCCAGUAUAAAUAAAGUUAGUUUAGUUUAGGUUUCCUUCUGUAGUAACACUGGAUCAAUAAGAGAUUAUCCUUACUGGACCUCUAUGGCUCUAUAGGAAGAACAGUUUAGAACUGGUAGAGCUAUCCAGUAUAAAUAAAGUUAGUUUAGUUUACGUUUCCUGCUGUAGUAACAUUGGUCUAUUUAAGAUGACUCUUACUAGACCUCUAGGGAGAACAGUUUAGAACUGGUAGAGCUAUCCAUUAUAAAUAAAGUUAGUUCAGUUUAAGUUUCGUACUGUAGUAACACUGAUGCAUUAAAGAUAAAGCUUACUGGACCUCUAUAGGAGAACAGUUUAGAAAUGGUAGAGCAAUCCAAUAUGACUCUUGUUUUUUUUAUACAGUGUGAUCCCAGGCCUAGUCAAAUGCAGCGUUUUCCUGGACCUCUUUGCAGAAUUAAAUCCCACAAGAGGGACGUGGUGAAAUUCGCCAAGGACCAAGCCUUGGCUGCUUUCAACAAUGAAAGCAAGUCUUUUGAAGAACGCGAGGCCAGCUACAUCCUUUGGCAAGUCUUGGCUCUUAUGGUCCAGCAAAACGGGGUAAGACAACAGCGAGGCCUGGCCCAAGUGUAGGUGGGGCUGCAAUUAGUCCCUACAACUAACCCUUAGGAGGAGAAUCUUUUGCAUGUGACGUAACACCCGUUCAAAAUAUUAAUGAAUACACUUUUCCACUUGGGUACGACUAUAUUCAAUUUUUUAAAUUUUUGAUACGUUACUCAAGCGGUAAACAAACUUAAAAAGUACGUUGCUUUAAAAUUAUGGUAAAAUGAAGAGAUUUUAGAUGGUACGCCAAAGGGAAAAUGAUGUUUGAAGUUCAGUAAGUUUUGCUUAUAAAUCGCUGAAAAAAUAUGGCGUCAAUUUCACUGCAUUAAUGAUAGUUGUAUUUAAAUUGACAAUUUUUUACUAUUAUUUUUGUUUCUCAAUUGGCAAAUGCAUUUAAAAAAAGGUUGCUAACUGUGUAAACUAGAGAAUAAAGCUAAAACAAAGUAAUUUUGAGGGGUACGCCAAAAAGAUUUUAGAUUUUGAACACUUUUCAUCGCAAAUAUCCGACAUUGAAAACAUUGCCUCUAACGAGUUGAAGCUAAUCUUAAACGUCUUCUAUUCCAGGUAUAUCUGAAUGGCGAUAUCGCCGAAGUACUUACUAGUGAUCUGCCUACGACCGAACUGGGACAAAGUCCCCAUUCUUCCCGUCGAGUCUCUUUCAGCGGCGAGGAUCAAGUUUUUUCGACAGUUGCCUCCCAGCAAGAGCAGCAGGCGACGUACAGAGAGCUACUAUUGUGCGGAAAAACUCAAGUAAGUGACGUUGUUUUUCAGUGUAAAGUCCAAGCGUGAGAGAUGGCAAGCGAGAGUCUGCAUGAGAGGUAUCUAAUAUAAAUAAAGUUUGUUUAGCUUAGGUUUGAGUGCUGGUCCUUACUGGAUCUCUGGAGAGAACAAUUUAGACUAGAGCCAAUAUUAAGUUGUAUAAUUUGCUAUAAAGAUAGUGUCGUUCACUUAAGCAUUCAUUUUAUUAUUUUUUCUUAGGAGGCCCUAGAACUGGCCAUAGCAUCGAAAAUGUGGGGACACGCUUUGAUCUUGUCGCACAGUCUCGAUCAGAAUAUAUUUGCAAAUAUAAUGAACAGGUAAAAACAGUGUACUAUAAAUUACAAUAAUUAUUGCAGGACGACUGGGUACGAGUUUUGCCGGUUUAAUUCUCCCUUUCCGAAAUAAAGCUUAAAAUUAUGUCAUUCUUUAUUUUAGAUUCACAGGCACUCUCAACGAAGACGACUCAUUGCUCUGCUUGUAUCAACAUCUCUCCCAGAAAACGCCAUCAGUUUUGGACGUGAGUUGAAAAAAAUUAUGUUUUUACCUUAGCGAAAUGUCCACAACAUCUUCCUUAAUGUUUCCAAUUUUCGAUUUUAGAAGAAGUCGCGACACUGGCGAAAACAUCUGGCCAUUAUGAUUGCAAAUCCUUCCAAGUCCCCGGAGCAGGACAGAAGAAAUAUCCAUACAUUGGGCGAAAACCUAGGUAGGUAGAAAAGAUUGGCAAUUCACUUUUCAAUGGAUUCAGAAAUAUUGGAAGUUGUUUUGUCUUAUAGAAUCUCGCGGCUUGAUUGAAGCUGCUCAUCUUUGCUACAUAUUAGCUGGAGAAUCUUUCUGGAAAGAGGAUGGCUCGGUUUUACUUGGUUAUUCUCUCAAGUAAGUUGAAAAUCUGAUGUUGAUGGGAUUUGAUCUCCGAGUGGUUGUUAGUGUCAGACUAUCAAUGUCUGGUGGUGUUUGGAGCCUAGCUUUAAUGUCCAUUAAAAUCUAUUUUCUGUAGUGGAGUGCGACCAGAUUUCGUGGAUCUUUUGGCUCUUCAACGUACAGAGGUAAGUAGGGCCGCCAGCCCUAUUUUGUUAUUUUAUCCGUGUUUAAUGACAGGUGAUUUUACUCUUGAAGCGGUUUCCCGUGUUCGAUGUUUUGAAAGUUGAAAAAUUGCAACUUCAAUCUUUGCUUUUAGUUAUUUGAAUAUGCCAUGAGCUUGAAAGAGGAGAAUUACAUCAUGAAAGAUUUGCAGGUGUGGAACUUUCUUCCUUGUGUAAGCUUUCUCGGUAUAAAAGAUCGAGUUGUGCAUGCAAAUCUAUAACUUUGUUAAUUUUCUUGCCAGCCCUGGAAAGCAUUUUACGCUCAUUCAUUGGCCGACGCAGGACUACACGUCAAGGUUUGUUGAUAUUCCUGAAAGAAUUUCUGUCCAAACAUUGUGAUCCAUUUCUGGGACCGUGUGUUACCUCUAUAGGAAACGAUAAAGCUAUUCGGUAUAAAUACAGCUAUAGUUUAUAGGUUUUCUCCUGUAGUAACACUGGAUCAAUAAGAGAUGACACUUACUGGACCUCAAAGAAGAACUGUUAGAGCUAUCUAUAUAGUAUAAAUAAAAUUAGUAUAGUGUAGGUUUCCUCCUGUAGUAACAUCGGAACAAUAAUUAAGGGACGACACUUACUGGACCGGAAGAACAGUUUAGAACUUAUAUAUAUAUAGAGCUAUCCAGUAUAAAUAAAGUUAGUUUAGUGUAGGUUUCCUCCUGUAGUUACAUUGGAACAAUUAGUGAUUGUUAUUACUGGACCUUGGAAAGGCAGUUAGGAACUGAUACAGUUAUCCAGUAUAAAUACAGUUAGUUAAGUUACGUUGGUCUAUCGUUUAGUUCUGAUGCUUUUCAAAGUGUAGCGGUUUGAUCUUUUGUUAAAUAUUGUCUUGGUAUUUAGGCAUUCCGUUACUGCGAAACGAUGCUGAACAACAUAUUGAAACAUCAAACAUUCUUCACGGAGAAUACAAUCGCGCGAAUUCAUGCGGUAAGACGCGGUCUUAUAUCAUUCGAGCCCUGAACAGAUAUGUAAUAUUAACUUUGAUUAUAUUCCACGAAAUUCAAGACCACCACAUAUGGUUUACAAUAUUUGAGGGAACAGACGAUAGUGCUAAAUGAAACCGAACUAAACUGUCUAUCUCUUUCCUUGUACUAUAGCUAUCAGUACGUCUAACAGAACGGGAACAUAUGACUCCGUUUUUCGACAUGAAUGUUAAGUUACAACAAAUACUGGAAUUAAUACAGGUAUAUUAACAUAUAUUUUGCUGUUUAUUUCGGAUGGGAUGUCAGGGUGCCAGUUUGAUUCUGCCAAACACCACAGUUUCCCUUUGAAUACACGCGUUGCAAGUCUGUUACCGUCGUCAACCUUGUAACAAGGUGAUAACAACUUGUUCCAGACUUGUCACAACAACUGGGAUCGAGCCUGAUAUCUUGAUAUCUGUAACAAAUUGCGUGUUUUUAUGUAUGGUGAUUCAAUAAAAGGGUGAUCUGUUCUGAUUCAAUAAAAGCGUGAUCUGUUCUGGAUUUGUAGGGAAAUACAGUUUAGAACUGAUGGGGCUAUCCAGUCUAAGAGAAAUUGGUUUAGUUAAGGAUUCCUCUUGUAAAAAAACUAACACAACAAAGAUGUCUCUCUAAGUAUAGAACGAGCCUGAAAUAGCUAUCCAUUGAAGUUGUUCUCAUGGUAAAAAAUUAUCUUUUAUUAGGGGAAGGAAAGUGCGCCUCAACUGGGCGCUGAUAUGCAGAACCAACAACAGUCUACUCAAUACGGGCAGCCGUCAACACAACAACCGCUCAACCAAUCAGAAGCUCAACAAGACACCGCUCCUGCAGUGAACCAAUCCUACGUGCAAGGAAGUACACUGCCCCAAGUCAACCAAGCACAAAACAUUAAUGGAGAUGAUCAGACCUCAGCUCCAAUGGUUCCAACUAUGUUUGUGCCGAAUAUGGGGACUAAUAUGGGUCAAGAGCAAGCCUAUGCGAACAACAUUAUGGCUAAUCCUCAAGAACAAAGCUUCUAUGCCGAAGGAAACCAGGCUAUUCCGUUCGCGCAGCCUGAAACUACCGGGCAAAGUGACCAGUACAACAUGCCCUACACCUCGGAACAAUUUUCCCCACCGGGGAAUUACCCCUACGGGAACGCUCCUACCUCGGAAGCUCUUCCAUCGGCGAGUUUCUCCUACGAGAAUGUGACCCAAGCUGUCCCGAGCAGCGUAGAGUACGAAGAAACUGGAUUGCCUAGUACGCAUACGGACUUCUUUGAGGGAGAUUCGUUCGAACAUCUAUUACGAAGGGAGCCAAGUGCUACCGGUAUUGAAACGAGUGGAAUUUCGAUUUCAGACAGUAGCUUUGACUAUUACGCACAGUCUAACUUCAGGGUAAGUUUGAGUAGAUUUAGUUUAAGUUUUCACCUGUAGUGACACUGGAUCAAUAAAGGAUGACCUUUAUAGUGGGACCUCUAACGCUACUAGCAAACGGCCGUAUUUCCAAGUUGGGACAACGGUUAUUUAAAAUUGGAUUCCACAAUUCUUCUCAACCAUAAAAAUCCUUGUCUUAACCUUGAUUCUUAAACUGUAUGAUUUCCUACGAUGGAUAAUUGACGACGGAUUCUAUUUCUUUUUUGUUGUGUGUUAUAUCUGUUAGUUAAUAUUGUAUAGAGUGUGUAACAAAAAUCAUGUAAAUGUUGUGUGAGCCCCAUAGAUGAGCCUUUGUGCUCUUGGGCAAAUGCAAAAAAAAAACUAUUAAAAUAUGUUUAUAUAAAAAAAAAUUGACGACGGGUUUUCCAUGCAGUCAUGACCCGCCGUGAUAGCGUUGCUAUCCUGUAAUAUGCUCAAAGGUCGCUAUACUUACUCGAUUCUGAAGUACUAUUUAUUGAAUAAAUGAUUCUAUGAUAUUUUCUACAGGACGACAACAAUCCUGGCCAAAGUGCAAAGAAGGAAGAGAAAUCUCAGGCAGAGGGGAAAGAACCUGAAAAGAACGGGAAAAAAGAGGAUAGCAAGAAAGGAAAAGAGGCCAGUGUAAGUAUAUGCAGCAUGUCUCGUGAUCAUAUAAAACAUACUUCAUUUUUCGACAGACGUUUUAAUUUUCCAGAAAGGCUUAUCAAGAUCAGACAUGUACAGGGUUCGCAAGGGUUUUGGAAAGUUUUGGAAAUUGAUUGAGGUGUUUUCCAGGGUUUGGAAAGUUUCGGAAAAUCUAUUUUUGUUGCUGUUUAUAGGGCUAUGGAAAGUCAUGGAAUUUUGUACACAAAUAAAAGCCAUAGAAGAAGGGUUUUGUUAGUAAUAAGUAUUACUUUUUAAGAAAUUUGUUUCGGAAAUUUUAAUGUAAGGACUUUGGGAAAGUUUUGGAAAAUUCAAACGGACGAAGCUGUAGGAACCCAGUAUGUAACAGCAGAGCAUUUUCGACCAAGUUACAGUUUUUCCGUUCAAAUGCUAAAUUGGUCGGACAUUCAGUUGUAAUAUUUUUAUAAUUUUCAUAGUAUGUUGUACAGGAUAGCCAACUGUAAUUGACUACGAUUAUAUAUUUUUAGGGAUGGUCUUUAGGUGGGUUCUUCAAGUCUCUUAUUCCAAAGGGCAAGAAUGAGAUGAUACUUCCCGAUGAUAAGAAAAAGACUGUAAGUUUUGCCAACUAACAUGUCUUUUCAAGUUUCAGUUCAACGCACUGCAAUGCCCGGGGCUUCGAGCGAAGCACUCAUUUUCUUGCUACAAUGAUGAUUUGCUCGAAGUUUUGCCUGCGUGGCAGGCGGUUAUUUGCGGGCAGCAAAAAUUAGGGAGACGAGGUUUUUCCUUCGCCUCCCUAAAUUUCGCUGCCCGCAAAAACCCCGCCUGCCACGCAGGCUACUCGAUGCGUUGAACUGAAAUUUGGAUUAGCUAUAUACGUUGUUUCAUGCAGGGUAUGUGAAUGGCAUUUUUUUUCAAAUAUGGAAUAUUUUUGUUUUGUAGAUUUAUUGGGACGAUAAAGAAGGCAAAUGGGUAAACACUGAUGGAGACGAAGAGGUACGCCAAAAAGUAGCACGAUUUCGCCUUGGCAUGUUUUCCUCGACGAGUUUUAUCUGCUCGAGUGUACGGCAAAAUCUCGACAAUUGUUUCUUGCCAAGGAGGAGUCUUUUUCCAAAACUAGUCAUGCCAGCUAAUGGAAAAGGAAAAUUUGAGCUCAAAGCAGCAAAACUUCUCAAGGAAAACUUACACUGGAAAAAAAAUUUAAAAUCCAAAGAAGGUUAUAGAAUGGAAAUUGUAUGGACCUUGAUUGGAAAUAGAAUGGAUUUUGAUUAUCAAUAAUAAUUGUAUAUUUCUAUACUAUGAAUAUAGUAUCGAAAUAGUAUGGAUAUACUAUGGAUUUAGUAAUACAAUUGCAAAUCUCAUAGUAUGGAUUUCACAUUUUUCCCCAGUGUUAUUGACCGUACUCACGAGAAAGUAAACUCGCCAAGGAAAAUUUUCGAGGAAAACUUGCUCGUCUGUAUAUGUUAUAAGAAAGUACGAGUGUAAUUUUUGUUUCUUCUUCAAACAGGAUAAAGCUGACUUACCGCCGCCUCCAAUUGAUCCAUCUUUGAUCAGCGGCACUGCGCCUGCGAUGCCUGCUAUGCCACCGGGCAGUGGGGAAGGACCUACUUCAGCACCUGGUAAGCAGUAUAGAGAGUAAAUAGAUUCCUCAAUAUAUUUUAAAACAAGACUGGGGAAGAUUUUAUUUUAUGGUCUCGUUUUAUGACUUACCAGGCAAACACUAAACCAUUUUUUACAAGAGACUUCAUAUUUAAAGCAAAAUGUUGAGAGUAAGAUUAAAAACAAUUCAUGCAAGCGAACUUGUGCAGCCUUUUGAAAUUUGCAGAAAAGCCCCAAAAUGAGGGUAGUCAGGCCCUUCACUGUGAUAAAUCUAGCAUAACCUCCGGUAUUUUUAAGAUUUAGUUUCUCUCAAAGAGAAUAUACAUGGUAUUAUAUUUACAUUUUGUAAAACUGACAGUCUUGAAGUAUUCUAUAAGGCGACGGUGAAUACCUUGGUCGAAAUUAUUUUCAGAAGAAAAAAGAAUGACCACCAUUUUUCGAGUCGAUCUAUAGAGCUUUCUAUUUUAUAACAAGUCAUUUUAGCUCACAUGUUUCUGUUAUCUUUAUAGGAACAUCAAGUGGUAGUCCGUUCAACGCACCUACGAGCUCGCCCCCGUCGUCGAGCACACUGCAGCCCCCAGUAGCCCAUGCCCCGCCUGUUUUGCCUGGCAAUUUUACUCCGGAACAACCGGAAGUAUCGUUGAUCAACUCUCCUUUAACGACACCCAGCCGCUUCUCACGGCGAGCUCACGGCUGCAAAGGUAACUGUCGGAUCUAAACCUUCAACAUCCGUUCAUGGUGUCACCUUAAUAUAUAUACAUGAACCUGUGCUUGGAGCUCGAUAACUGGACUCUGUAGUUCUAUAGGCCCUCUGUCAGGAAUUGAGCCAGAGGCCUCUGUAGCUCAGUUGGUUCUAGUACUGCGCCAGAAUUCCAAGGCCACGGGUUUUCCACUUCAGUAAUAGGGAUUAGGAUAAGUUUGUAGAUUAGGGGACAGAUAUUAUUUGUCAAGUAGUCAUUUUUGUCAAGUAGGAAGACCAGAAAUCUGCUUGGUUCAUAAUUAAGAAUAAUAUAGGAUUAAUAUUAUAGGGUUCAGGAUUUAGAUUAGCAUAUAGUACUAGGAUUAAUGUUAGGGUAUGGAUUAGGUUUAGUCUUAGUUUAGGUUAGAGUUAGACUGAGUUCUAGAUCUUCUCAAUACGAUUUGUUCAUAAACUGAAUCUUCAAUUUUACUUUCAUUACAGGACGCAGGUCGAACUACGUCGAUGUCUUGAGUGCAUCGGGAUCUACCACGAAGCUGAAUCAAACUGCUUCACCUAUGCUGUUUUCACCAUUCCCAACCAGCGCUGGAAACCAGACAACAGUGGCAAACAGUAAGUGCUUUAGAAGUAGAGUAGAAGUCUUUUGUGAGUUGAAGAUUAAUUAGUAAGAAUCGUUUAUCUGUUCAUGACAGUUAUAUUCUUUGUUAGACUGCUAGCAAUCCCCCUAUUUUCUUCGCAUACUUCCCCGACUGUUUUUGACUCAAAACUAACUUAUUACUUUAUCUUUUCUUAGACUUUGUUCCAGAUAGUCAGCCGAGUAUGGAUGGCCCACCAGGACCUACAAUAAGGUAGGUACUAGCUCCUUUAUGUAAUAUUCCAAAUCCGACUAUGAGGACUAGACUAGAUUUCAAGUUCGCGCAAUUUGGCGAGGCCGAGGACUGGAUCAAAAUGCGAGAACUUGCAUGAAAUCUAGUCCAGUUCGAUUUGGAUGAUUUGAAAUGACAUCUCAUGAUUUGAAAUGAAUUCAUUUUGAUCCAGUCCAAGGACUGAAUUAAUUGAAAUCAUACUAAUAAUCUUGCUUUGUUAUGUUUUUAGCCAGAACAAUGUGCUUGACAACAACACCGCAGAGGAGGAAUCUGCAAACGCACAGGUAAGAAAUGUUAUUUUUGUUGCACUCGGAUUCGGGCCCGAUAAAUUCAGGCUGCGAGCAGGCUAAUCGGUACCACUGACCUUUAUAUAUCUGGAGCAAGAACCUCAGUCAUUCGGCCUAUGAGAAAAGUGAUGACCAAUGACAAGAUGAUCGUAAACAGUUUUAAUACCAUUUUCCCCCAGCUAAUUCCAUUUGUUUCUAACGGACCGUAUCGCUAACCAAGGUAUCAGUUCAUAAAACCGCAGUGUUAUUCUUUAAAUCAAUGUCAAAAUACGUUAACCGGCCAGCCAGAAAAACUAGCUUUUCUCACGCCGCCAUUUUUGGGGUAUUGCCUUUUCCAAAUCUGAGAUUGUACGCAGUGAAUGAGGAUCUGUAUAACUAUAAUUGUGAGUAUAAUCAUUACAAGUUAAUUUACAGUUAAAUAUUUGAAAAAAUGUUUUCACAUCGCUUAGAUUUUUCACGUCGUUUUUAAUUUAAAAAGUACUCCAAAAAUGGGACACUUUUUUACUUCGUGAGAAAGGCUAAUUGGCUUCAUUCUUUGGACUCAGAUAUAUAUGGAGUACUGUGUAUUCUAUAUGUACAUUCUUUCGUUUUCAGGGGUCUGAGCUUGAGGUCUCUCAGCCAGCACCAGCAGCCGUACCAUUCUUUGAUCCGUCGAAGUAUGCGACAACACCAUCGUCCUCGGCCAGUCGAGGUAGACAAUAUCCCCGAACGAAGAAGUGA